AUGAUGAUUAAAGCUAUCCUUUUAAUUUCUUGUAUCUUUGCAUUCUUAUCAAUGGGUGUUAUUUCUGACUCUAACCAAAUUUCAAUGUCUCAAAAUCAAACAUCAACAUGGGAUGAUAAAAAUACCACAUUUACUGUUUGGGAAGUGAUGUUGGUAAAUAAUUGGAAUGCAACAAUUAUUGACUUGACCAUUACUGCAACCGCUAAUUUCUUUUCUUCAAAACCAAGUGAUAUUUGGAAUGUUGAAAAAGUUUCUGACAAAGUUUACCAUUUCCAACCAUAUUUAAUCCAAAAUGGUUUAUCAACUGGUGAAAACUUCACCUUUGGUUAUAUCAAUGAAGCUAAAACACAAGCAACAUUUGAAAUCUCAAACAUUAAAACUAAAUAA
This is a messenger RNA of Dictyostelium discoideum AX4, 387 nucleotides long. RefSeq names its product cellulose-binding domain-containing protein (gene ecmF). The record is from RefSeq and is a predicted model, not a curated record. Gene Ontology annotation, molecular function: carbohydrate binding. The transcript has a single exon. The coding region runs from base 1 to 387 and encodes 128 amino acids. Lineage: Eukaryota; Evosea; Eumycetozoa; Dictyosteliales; Dictyosteliaceae.